Molecule: messenger RNA, 1326 nt
Organism: Podospora anserina S mat+
Lineage: Eukaryota; Fungi; Ascomycota; Sordariomycetes; Sordariales; Podosporaceae
Exons: 3
Coding region: 1-1326 (441 amino acids)
Biological process (GO): transmembrane transport
Cellular component (GO): membrane
Molecular function (GO): transmembrane transporter activity
Source: RefSeq, a predicted model, not a curated record
AUGUUCCUGGGCUGGAUCUUAGUUCUGAUCGUAGACGAGUGCAUCGCCCUCUCCCUAGGCGAGCUCGCCUCUCGCUAUCCCACCUCAGCAGGCCCCUACUACUGGUCCUUUCAACUCGCCCCUCCCCGCUUCCGCACCGUCCUCUCUUUCGUCACAGGAUGGACCUGGCUGAUAGGCAACUGGACAAUUACUCUCUCGGUCAACUUUGGGUUUGCCUCCCUCAUCGCCGCCUGCGUGGCGCUGUACCACCCUGAUUUUAUCAUUGAGCCGUGGCAGUUGCUGCUCAUCUUCUACGCGAUCUGCGGUAUAACGUUUUUGAUAUGCGCUUACGGGAAUAGGUUGCUGCCGGCGGUUGAUACCGCCUGCGCGGCGUUUACUGCCGUGGCGAUUUUGGUGACGCUUGUUUGUUUAUCUGCCAAGGCGGAGGUGGGGAGGAAUGAGGUGGGGGAGACGUUGGGGGGGUAUGAUACCAGUUUGAGUGGGUGGGGGGGUUUCAGCUUCUUCAUCGGGGUGUUGCCGGCGGCGUAUACGUUCAGUGCCAUUGGGAUGGUGUCGGCCAUGGCGGAGGAGUGUGAUGAUCCGGCGGUCAAGCUGCCGAGGGCGAUUGCGCUUUGUGUGCCGGUUGGGGGGGUUGCUGGGCUUUUCUUCAUCAUCCCUAUAUGCGCCACCAUGCCGGCCUUGGAAUACAUCCUCGACGCCCCCGUCGCCCAGGCUUUGCCUUACAUCUUUGCUGCCGUCAUGGGCUCCCCCGCUGGGGGCUUGGGACUGAGCAUCCUCGUCCUGAUCAUCACGUUCUUUUGCUCCAUCUCCAUCACCGUCGCCGCGUCGCGUUGCACCUGGGCGUUCGCCCGCGACAAGGCCAUACCUGUCUCGAGACUCUGGAGCAGGGUUGAUGCCCGCCACGGGGUGCCCAUCUGGGCUCUGGCGCUGACGACAGUUGUUCAGAUGCUGCUCGGGCUGAUCAACCUUGGGUCGUCGUCUGCCUUCUUGGCGUUCGUCUCUGUGGGCGUGAUAUCACUUGCCGUGUCGUAUGCGAUUCCGAUCUCGAUCAGCAUGCGGCAUCGCCGGAGGGAGGUGAAUGCCGCGCGGUGGACGAUGGGGGCGAAGGUUGGGUGGGUGGUGAAUGUGAUUGCCGUGUUGUGGAUUGUGUUUGAGACGGUGCUGUUUUCGAUGCCGCAGGUGUUGCCGGUGGAUGAGGUGACGAUGAAUUAUGCGAUUGUGGUGUUUAUGGGGUUUAUGGUGUUGAGUGCGGUUUGGUAUGGGGUUUAUGCGAGGAAAGUUUAUGUUGGGCCUCCUGAGUCGGAUGGGAUUAAAGUUGAGAGGUGA